Molecule: messenger RNA, 2125 nt
Organism: Arachis ipaensis
Lineage: Eukaryota; Viridiplantae; Streptophyta; Magnoliopsida; Fabales; Fabaceae
Gene: PDE247
Product: Tetratricopeptide repeat (TPR)-like superfamily protein
Biological process (GO): RNA modification
Molecular function (GO): RNA binding; protein binding
Source: RefSeq, a predicted model, not a curated record
UUAAUGCAGGGAAGUUGGUGGUAGGGCUAAAGCUCAAGCAAAAGAGAGUGCAGAGUUCUUCAAUCUCAUUCAUGCUUGUCACCAAAAAUGAGAAGUUGAAAAUGUCACUUGUAUAGUUGUAUUGGGAAGAAAAAUUGAACCGACAUUUUUCUUCCUUCUUCAAUUGGACCAUAGCCGUUGAAAAAUUGAAGGCUGAUAGUGAUAUGAAAUAGUAUUCUGCCGAACUCAGAAAUGCCAUAAAUCCUAUAAAACAUGGUCACAUGUUUUUGAGGAUUUUUUUUUUUCUUAAUUUUGAUUUCAUGCGAUGGCAUACAAAUCGAAGAGAUAAUAGAUAAUAGACCUUCAAAUUUAGUUUGGUGAUCCAGUGAGUACCACAUGAAACUUAAGGCAUAAUAUCAGAGUAUUUCUGUCAAAGAGAAUAUUUGUAUUUUCAACAUAAUAAUAUAAUAUUUCCUUUUUAUUUAUUUACUUGAAAAAAAAAAAGAGUAGGAUAAAGAAAACAAAACAAAAAAGAAAGAGGGGUACCCAUAAGUCCAUAACCGUAAGGAACCAUGCUGCAACCUGCGUGCACAGCUACCCCAACAUCAUCACUCCCCCAUCCUCCACCUCAGACAAAUUCCAAGUCUUCCAUAAAACCCAACAUCACAAAACAUCAUAGUUUGUUGUUAAGACGCACACAAAAAUCCUCAGACCCAAACCCUACUGUCUUAUGGACAUCCUCCAUAGCUCAGCACUGCCGAAACGGAAACUUACUCCAAGCUGCUUCCGAUUUCGUUCGCAUGAGGGAAGCCGGUGCCGAACCCAACCACAUCACCCUCAUUACUCUUCUCUCCGGUUGCGCUCACUACCCAUCUCACAGCAACAUCUCCUUCGGAUGUGCAUUGCAUGCGCACGCUCGAAAACUGGGUUGCAUGGACGUCAACGACGUCAUCGUUGGCACAGCGUUGAUCGACAUGUACGCAAAGUGCGGCAGCGUGGGCUCUGCAAGGUUGGUGUUUGACCAAAUGGGUGUAAGAAAUUUGGUGACUUGGAACACCAUGAUCGAUGGAUACAUGAGGAACGGCGAGACGGAAUGUGCUCUCCACCUGUUCGAUGAAAUGCCUGUGAAGAAUGCCAUUUCUUGGACUGCUUUGAUUGGCGGCUUUGUGAAGAGAGAUUGUCACGAGGAAGCAUUGGAGUGCUUUCGGGCAAUGCAGCUCGCUGGUGCAGUGCCUGAUUAUGUUACUGUUAUUGCUGUCCUUGCUGCGUGUGCCAACUUGGGGACACUUGGUCUUGGUUUGUGGGUGCAUCGACUUGCUGCGAAACAAGGGUUAUUGCACAAUGUUAAGGUUGCCAACUCGUUGAUUGAUAUGUAUGCUCGGUGUGGGUGCAUAGAGUUUGCUCGUCAAGUGUUCGAGAGCAUGUUGGAGCGAACAUUGGUGUCUUGGAACUCAACCAUUGUAGGUUGCGCCGUUAAUGGUCUUGCGGACGAGGCUCUGAAUUUAUUCAGUUCAAUGCAGAGGGAAGGGUUUGAGCCUAAUGGGGUCAGUUACACGGGUGCUCUAACAGCAUGUAGCCAUGCCGGAUUCAUAGAUGAGGGCAUAAGAAUCUUUGAUUACAUGACGAGAGUUCACAGAAUUGCGCCUAGGAUUGAGCACUAUGGUUGUCUAGUGGAUCUCUAUAGUAGAGCUGGGAGAUUGGAAGAGGCAUUGAAUGUGAUCAAGAACAUGCCCAUGAAGCCUAAUGAAGUGGUGUUAGGGUCAUUGCUUGCUGCUUGUAGGACUCGUGGGGACAUUAAUUUGGCUGAAAAAGUGAUGAGAUAUCUUGUUGAAUUGGAUCCUGGUGGAGAUUCCAAUUAUGUGCUCCUUUCUAACAUUUAUGCAGCGGUUGGAAAGUGGGAAGGUGCAAACAAAGUUAGGAGGGCAAUGAAGGUCCGUGGGAUUCAAAAGCAACCAGGCUUUAGCUCCAUUGAGAUUGAUUCAAGCGUGCACAAGUUUGUGGCAGGUGAUAAAUCUCAUGAAGAGAAUGAGCAUAUUUAUGCAGCUUUGGAGCUCUUGUCUUUUGAUCUUCAAUUAUGUGGCUAUGUUCCGGAUUUAUCUGUAAAACAUUCUUUUGAGGGUGAUUGAGCUUUGUAAUUGACUUGCCC